Molecule: messenger RNA, 750 nt
Organism: Lucilia sericata (common green bottle fly)
Lineage: Eukaryota; Metazoa; Arthropoda; Insecta; Diptera; Calliphoridae
Exons: 4
Source: RefSeq, a predicted model, not a curated record
GUCAUGCCCGCCUUACACACCCAUUCCAAACCUUUAGAAGAGGGUUGGUCUAAACACAAUGAAGAUGAUUUAAUAGAGAAAACCUAUACCGCCACCUUUCCUGCCUUUAAGUUUCCCGAUCGUGAACGUUUGCAUGUCAGCUGUGGGGUGCAAUUAUGUAAAGGACAUUGUCCAAAUAUAAAUUGCCGCUCUAGUGAAAAACUAGUGUUAAGCUCUGAAAAACACUUGGCACGUAUUGAAGUGUUUAAUUCCCUAGCAGUGACGGCGCCACAAAUUGAAGUAGAUCGUUUACGUUACGAUCGACGUCAUAAUAUGACAGUGGAAGAAUAUCCCCCUUAUGUGCGUCCCCUGGUAAAUGAUGGCACUUUAUGUUUAUCGGUUUCCAAAUUGGCUUUAUCAUUUUGUAUAUUGGGUUUAAUAUUUCUGGUGGCUGUUAUAGUGGCUGUUACUUCUUUAAUAAGAUCGCGACGAAGAACUUCUUCUAGUGGACAGCAUAGUUGUGGCACUAUUUCCACCAAUAGUGCCCGCUUGCAUCGGGCGGAGGUGUGCAAUUCUAUGUUUUCUUCAAGCAGUGAAUCGGCCCAGUCGGCUGCACGUUUUGGCAGUAAAUUUUUAAUACCCUAUUAUCCCAAUACUUUGCCCUAUGGUAGGGUUUAUUAAUUUUAAGUAAAUUUAAGUUUAAUUUAAAACGUUUAACGAAAUUAAUAACGAUUUUUCUUAAGAAUCCCGCAAUAAGUUACUUUUCUUAUA